This is a messenger RNA of Paramecium octaurelia, 640 nucleotides long. NCBI's taxonomy places the organism in Eukaryota, Ciliophora, Oligohymenophorea, Peniculida, Parameciidae. The record is from the annotation of a GenBank genome assembly.
AUGUCUUACAAAUUCAUUUUGAGCAAUAAGAGUUAGUUUUCAAAGGAUCGAAACGUUAAUAUAGAUUAUACUCCUGUUUUUAAUAUGUAAAACCCAUUCAUAUUGAUUUAGAUAGUUGUAAUAAAAAUUGAAUAUUUUUCCAAUUUUCAAUGAUGAUCAUUAGUCUACAACUCCUGGAUUUAUCAUCGAAUAUGAGAAAGUAUCAAAGAUCUAUAUAUAAAUUUAGCCUGCAUAUGAAAGCAAUUUAAACUAUCAUUAACAAUUAUUUAAUCAAAAAAUUGAAUAAAUAAAAAUAAAAAAUAAAUAAUUGGUACCACUUCAUAUCAUUAUUAUAGCUGAUUCCCAAGCCAAAGCAUCGAGUUUAGAUUUGCUCAGUUUGUAAGACUAAGUAUACAGAUUACUUAACUGUAUUUAAUAAAGAAAUUAAAUUAAUUAGCAUACUUAAUCAAAUUCGCAUAAAAAGUUGUUCUUAGCAUCACCAUAUAUCAAGAAGAUCGAGAAGAUCUAAAUUGAUUUAAGUUAGCAACUAUCAAAUUACAAUUCUUAAUCAACAGAUACAGAGGAUGCUUCAUUAUUGGGUUAGGGUAAUAGAAAGAAAAUAAAACUGGAGAUGUCCAAAAUGAUUUCAAUUACUGAAUGA